Lemur catta (Ring-tailed lemur) is the source of this 2480-nucleotide messenger RNA. RefSeq names its product HtrA serine peptidase 3 (gene HTRA3). The transcript is spliced from 9 exons. Bases 167 to 1528 code for a protein of 453 amino acids. Gene Ontology annotation, cellular component: extracellular region. NCBI's taxonomy places the organism in Eukaryota, Metazoa, Chordata, Mammalia, Primates, Lemuridae. The record is from RefSeq and is a predicted model, not a curated record. Gene Ontology annotation, molecular function: protein binding; serine-type endopeptidase activity. Gene Ontology annotation, biological process: proteolysis.
UCCGCCUCCCCCGUGCCCGGGUCCCCCGACCCCCAGGCAUGCCCCUGCGGUCCCGACGCCCACGCGCCUGAGCCUCCUCCGUAGGCUCCCGGCCCCGCGCGGCCUCGGUGUCCCCGCCGGCUCCCGGCCGGUCCCCUUGCCGCCGCCCGCCGCCGGCCCGACCGCCAUGCAGGCGCGGGCGCUGCUCCUGGCCGCGCUGGCCGCCCUGGCGCUGGCCCGGGAGCCCCCGGCGGCGCCGUGCCCCGCGCGCUGCGACGUGUCGCGGUGUCCGAGCCCCCGGUGCCCCGGCGGCUACGUGCCAGACCUCUGCAACUGCUGUCUGGUGUGCGCCGCCGGCGAGGGCGAGCCCUGCGGCCGCCCCCUCGACUCGCCCUGCGGGGAGAGCCUGGAGUGCGCGCGCGGCGUGUGCCGCUGUCGCUGGGCGCACGCCGUGUGCGGCACAGACGGGCACACCUAUGCCAACGUGUGCGCGCUGCAGGCGGCCAGCCGCCGCGCGCUGCAGCUCUCCGGGACGCCCGUGCGCCAGCUGCAGAAGGGUGCCUGCCCAUCGGGUCUCCACCAGCUGACCAGCCCGCGGUACAAGUUCAACUUCAUCGCCGACGUGGUGGAGAAGAUCGCGCCGGCCGUGGUCCACAUAGAGCUCUUCCUGAGACACCCUCUGUUUGGCCGCAACGUGCCGCUGUCCAGCGGCUCGGGCUUCAUCAUGUCGGAGGCUGGCUUGAUCGUCACCAACGCCCACGUGGUGUCCAGCACCAACGCCGUCUCAGGCCGGCAGCAGCUGAAGGUGCAGCUGCAGAACGGAGACUCCUACGAGGCUACGAUCAAGGACAUCGACAAGAAGUCCGACAUCGCCACCAUCAAGAUCCAUCCCAAAAAAAAGCUCCCUGUGUUGCUGCUGGGUCACUCAGCAGACCUGCGGCCUGGUGAGUUUGUGGUGGCCAUCGGCAGCCCCUUCGCCCUGCAGAACACUGUGACGACGGGCAUUGUCAGCACCGCCCAGCGGGACGGCAAGGAGCUGGGCCUCCGGGACUCGGACAUGGACUACAUCCAGACAGACGCCAUCAUCAACUAUGGGAAUUCCGGGGGACCGCUGGUGAACCUGGACGGCGAGGUCAUUGGCAUCAACACGCUCAAGGUCGCUGCUGGCAUCUCCUUUGCCAUCCCCUCGGACCGCAUCUCACGCUUUCUCACAGAAUUCCAGGACAAGCAUAUCAAAGACUGGAAGAAGCGCUUCAUUGGCAUCCGCAUGCGAACCAUCACACCUAGCCUGGUGGACGAGCUGAAGGCCAGCAACCCGGACUUCCCUGCAGUCAGCAGUGGCAUUUAUGUGCAAGAGGUUGUGCCAGACUCACCUUCUCAGAGGGGCGGCAUCCAAGAUGGUGACAUCAUUGUCAAGGUCAAUGGGCGCCGCCUGGCGGACUCGAGCGAGCUGCAGGAGGCCGUCCUGACUGAGUCCCCGCUGCUGCUGGAGGUGCGGCGGGGCAAUGACGACCUCCUCUUCAGCAUCGCGCCCGAGGUGGUCGUGUGAGGGGCUGCCUUCCUCCAGCGCCAAGCGCCAGAGCCUGCAGACGGUGGGGGGCGCUGCCUCCCCAAGAUCCGGACGAAGGACCUCUGUCAGUCCUCAGCAGGGCCAGCAGCUCCUCCUGGGCCGCCCAGGGGCAGAGCCGGAGGCCGGACCUGGCCAGGGGUUCGAAUCCCAGCCUCAGGGGAGUGCCGGAGAGGGAGGCCGGAUGGCACUUGGUGCUGGUGCUCCUGAAGUUCACCUCCACGUGCCAGGGACAUCUAGGAAACUCCGGCAGUUCCUCCUCUCAUAGCCUCCUCCCUCUGCACCUGGGAAACCUCUGUGUGCAGUGCCCCCUGCUGCCCCCAACCUACUUCAGCUCCCACUGCCAAGACUCCUCCCCCACAAACACCUCCCGACCCACAGCCCGGCUCCCUCUGCCACGACACCCACCACGUUCAUUCUAGGGCAGGGGCUGCCUGCCCGCCAGCCUGGAGUCCCUGGAGGCCUGGCCACGGCUGACCCUCUUGAGGGGUCCAGCCCGGUGCAGGUGCUAAGCAAAUGUCCCCUGCCUGCCGAGACGAGCCCCGCACUGGCAGGCAGCAGGCGGGCUGGAAGCAGGGCGUGUCCUGCACUGGCGGGAAGGUCAGGUGGGUGAGCUGCCUGGAGAAACGUAUCCCCCCCCAAGGCGACCGUGGGUGGCCCGCAGGGACUGUGGACCUGCCGAGUGCCAGGACUGAGCUGGCUUCACCUCCCCGUGCAGCUCUGGGCUGCGGAAGCCCAUUCUCACGGAACUGCCACCCAGAGCAAGUGGGCGCCCACGGCCUCCCUGUCCUGUCUGGGGGAGGCGCGUGUCUCCAGGUGUACGUGUGGGCUUCGCUGUAGAGUCGACCCCCAAUGUUGCUUGUACUGUAUGUUUCUCUACUGUAUGGAAAUUAAAGUUUACACAGCAGGGGCGUCUGGGCAGCCUCCCCCUCCA